Myotis lucifugus (little brown bat) is the source of this 891-nucleotide messenger RNA. RefSeq names its product chromosome unknown C1orf122 homolog (gene CUNH1orf122). Bases 160 to 516 code for a protein of 118 amino acids. The transcript has 2 exons. NCBI's taxonomy places the organism in Eukaryota, Metazoa, Chordata, Mammalia, Chiroptera, Vespertilionidae. The record is from RefSeq and is a predicted model, not a curated record.
GGGACGGGGCGGGGCGCAGCUUUGCGGAACCUGAGCGCAGCUGCUGGGGAGGGGGCGGCCGAAAGGGGGGCGGUGGUCGGGCCGCGCAGGCGGAGAUGGAAUGGGGCCCCGGCUCAGACUGGUCACGGGGGUGAGAGGGGGCCCGUCGGGGCGGGGGGAAUGGGCUCGGACCCCGCGCCAGCGCCGGCCCUGACGGCCUGUCUCGCUCUCUCGGGCAGGGAGGCUGCCGGCGUGGACCGUGGGAAGGCGGGGCUGGGGCUCGGCGGGAGGCCGCCCCCGCAGCCGUCCCGGGAUGAGCGCGCCCAGCAGCUGCUGGACGCGGUGGAGCAGCGGCAGCGGCAGCUCCUGGACACCAUCGCCGCCUGCGAGGAGAUGCUGCGGCAGCUGGGCCGCCGGCGCCCGGAGCCGGCGGGUGGCGGGAAUGUCUCAUCCAAACCCGGGGCGCCCCCCCAGCCAGCUGUCUGCGCCAGAGGCGGUUUCCCAAAGGAUGCUGGCGAUGGAGCUGCGGAACCCUGACCGUUCCCGAGCCCGUGGCCCUGAGCUCUCUCCCUCCGGGGGGCUGGCUGGUGGCUGGACUCUGAACAACUGCCUUCAGUAACGGACCAGUCUUCACUGGCAGCGGCUGGAACUUGGCCCUCAGCCUGGGGUGGCAGCUCUGCUAGCAGCUGGGUUCACUCCUUCCUGGCUGAUGCGGUGCUGAGCCCUGAAAUGUAGCCGAGGAACACCCGGCCUGAUGACCGGAGCUGGGCGGGCCAGCGGUGCUCGCCAGAGUGGUCUGGCCUGCUUCCGGGGAUCCAGGUGGUGUUAAUGUCCAUUUCAUGCUUUGGGGGCUCCAAGUCCCACACAACACUUUCAGCAGAGCCUUGAUUAAAAGGAAGCCUGCAGACUCUC